This is a messenger RNA of Salpingoeca rosetta, 677 nucleotides long. RefSeq lists its product as uncharacterized. The transcript has 2 exons. The record is from RefSeq and is a predicted model, not a curated record. Lineage: Eukaryota; Choanoflagellata; Craspedida; Salpingoecidae. The coding region runs from base 1 to 318 and encodes 105 amino acids.
AUGGACAACAGCGGCCUCUCCGGGUCGCGUGCUCAGUCGGACUCGCAGUUCCGCGAGUGGCCUCCGCUUGUGCACGACUUUGACGAGAAGGAGCGGCGAAUGGCAGAGACGUUUGGGCUGUACUGGUCCAACAUGGCGCGUUACGGCGAUCCAAACCACAACCUGGGACCCGACCAGGCAACGUGGCCCGCAUACACGCCCGCCUACCGCUCCUGGGCGUCCAUGACAGUGCCUGUCGCCAUCAACACCCAGCUGGAGAAGGCAAAGUGCGACUUUUGGCAGUCCAGAUACACCAAGUACUACUUUGACGGCAUGUGAUGCUGUGUGAUGUGAUGGUUGUGUGGUGACUCUUCUUCUGAACUUGCACCUGUUUGCUUGCUCGUGAGCGUGUCCCCUCAAUGUGUUGUUGUGUGUUGCGCCAGCACAGUGUGAUAUUUCUUUGCUUCGUCCAUGCCUGCCUCCCUCUCCUGCUUCCAUCGCUUGUCCCAUGCGUUGCCCUUUCGUUAGCUCUGAUGAACGCCGUUAAUGACAACCACACAACUCGUCAGCUUUGUUUCUCCCCUGCUUGUCGACCAUUGAAACUCAUGUGAGGACCAUCAUCCUGCCACAGCUGUUGUUGACUGAAGUACCAUCACUGUUUUCUUCAUGUGGCAAACAAACUGAAACCAGAAAAAGCC